AUGGAAAAGCUCAAGACCAAGCUGACUGUUGGCACAUUCCAAGCUACUCAAUCCAUGCUUCCACCAAUUCCGGCUCCGAAGAUAGUUCAAAUCGAUGAAGGUUCUCCAAGCAGGAAACCUGAUGAUCUCCCUAAAGAGCCUCUGAUUCCUCCCCCAUCUGAAUUAUUCAUCACCGAAUCUGACCAACAAAUCAUUUCCUCUUUUUAUGGCAUGAGCAAAACUCCACAAGAUAAAGGCAAAAAGAUUCCAACAGACUCUGACAACUCAGUGAAGCUAGUCUCAUGA
Messenger RNA from Lactuca virosa, 285 nucleotides. The record is from the annotation of a GenBank genome assembly. NCBI's taxonomy places the organism in Eukaryota, Viridiplantae, Streptophyta, Magnoliopsida, Asterales, Asteraceae.